Messenger RNA from Nycticebus coucang (slow loris), 715 nucleotides. RefSeq names its product RNA guanine-7 methyltransferase activating subunit (gene RAMAC). The record is from RefSeq and is a predicted model, not a curated record. Gene Ontology annotation, molecular function: RNA binding. The coding region runs from base 140 to 493 and encodes 117 amino acids. Lineage: Eukaryota; Metazoa; Chordata; Mammalia; Primates; Lorisidae. Gene Ontology annotation, biological process: RNA 5'-cap (guanine-N7)-methylation. The transcript is spliced from 3 exons.
GUCGGCUUCCAGGGGCAGUGGCGCGUUUCCUUGGAGAGCUGUGGUGGUCUGGAGUUUGUGUGGGGGCGCGAGGCUGCGCGUGGUUCUGGUCUCGUAGGCUGGGUCCAGCCCAACCUGCACAGACACAGCGUCUGGCGGAAUGACUGACAUUUCUGAAGCAGUUUCAAAUUUUGAAGAGAUGUUUGCCAGUAGAUUCACAAAAGAUGACAAAGAAUACCAGGAAUACCUGAAACACCCUCCUAGGUCCCCUCCAAUUGUUGAGGAAUGGAAUAGCAGAGCUGGUGGAAACCAAAGAAAUAGAGGCAAUCGGUUACAGGACCGACAGUUUAGAGGUGGGGAUAGCAGAAGGGGGUGGCCAAGCGACAAUCGAUCCAAUCAAUGGCAUGGACGACCCUGGGGUAACAAUUACCCACCGCACAGACAAGAACCUUACUAUCCCCACCAGUAUGGACAGUAUGGUUACAACCAAGGGCCUCCUUAUGGUUACUACUAAGAGAAAUGUUUUUAGUAAAACCAUUUUCUUUGUAAUAGAUUUUACUAGAGAGAUGUUACAGUUGCUGGAAAUACCUAAAAAUGUUGUGGAUUAUAUUCCUUGACUUCUACCUCAGAUUCUUCUUUGUUUCAUGACUUAAUAGUGCUUUAAAAUUUGUGUAUUUUUCUUAUUUGACCUCUAGUAGUUCUGUCUUUGUUUUACAGAAAAAUAAAAAUUUUUAAA